Neoarius graeffei (lesser salmon catfish) is the source of this 7914-nucleotide messenger RNA. RefSeq names its product WNK lysine deficient protein kinase 1a (gene wnk1a). The record is from RefSeq and is a predicted model, not a curated record. Gene Ontology annotation, cellular component: cytoplasm; cytosol. The transcript has 25 exons. Bases 1159 to 6063 code for a protein of 1634 amino acids. Lineage: Eukaryota; Metazoa; Chordata; Actinopteri; Siluriformes; Ariidae. Gene Ontology annotation, biological process: monoatomic ion homeostasis; protein phosphorylation; negative regulation of sodium ion transport. Gene Ontology annotation, molecular function: protein serine/threonine kinase activity; potassium channel inhibitor activity; chloride channel inhibitor activity.
GGGAAGAGAGAGAGACGAGAAUGCGGAUUGUUCUUUUGCUGCCUGUGGUUCAAGGUGUCGCACUGAUGGAAAAAUAAAUAUAAAACGCCUGUUCAUGCGUCCAUAAAUCCAAAUCAAGUCCGUCGAGUGGAAAUGGUUUGAUUUCGUUGUAAUAAGAAAAAAAAAAGGCGCAACAACAACAACAAGCUCGUGUACGUGUAAACAGCACGGAAAUGGACUCUUUACUUGGUGUGUGUGUGUUUUAUUAAGAGUAUGGGAUUCGUUUGCAUGAGUUUUCGCGUUGAAAAGCAGCCGAAGAAGGAAAUUAAACCGAUAAAGACCUAUAACAAAGAGUCCGCGUGCAUGUCUGCAAAUCUCGCGAGAAGGCGCGUGAUUUGAGCACUUGGUUUGACAUCCGAACUUUGUAAUUCUGCUGUUUGGUUUGUCGGUUGCUCUCACGACGAAGUGGAUCCGAAACCUGUCGGGUUUGGUUUAUCUGUGUACUGUUUACACAGGUAACUAAAUGCGCUAUAUCCGUGUGCAAUUAUAGCGCUGUGACUCAAAAUAUGAGUCAUUUCAGACGGUAUAUCUAACCCGGUAAUUAGCAAGCUAGGUAAGGGAGUUUCAGCGGUGCGCGCGCGGCGUCCAGGGAAACCUGUGGUAUUAUAAUCGAGGAUGACGAGGCACAUCAUGUCGAUUAGGAAUGAUAAAAGAGCAAGUGCUUCCUAGUCUGACUAUACUGAAGGAAACGUGAAAAACCACCUUAUCAACAGGAUAUGAAGCAACCUUUAUAAACUGAAACAGAAGCUUGGAUCACGUUUGGAACCUUGUGCAACCUUGUUGCUUAAACGUGCAUGUCAACUAUUACAGCCGGCCUUUUAACGUCACACCUUAUGUUGAAGGAACGCUGCCAACGUUUCCCUGUACAAUGGAUGACCUAAGUUUAAAAGCCUGUGUGCAUUAUCAGGUUGUGCUAGACUGUGAACUGGUCUCUCCCUGCUUCAUUCACAGUGCUCUUCCAGUGCUUUCCUCAAGCCCUUUAGUUUGUAAGAGCAUUGACUUCAUUUGAGCGAUCGCCCAAAAACGUAGCAGAGGCCUUUUAGUGUUUCUCAAAACGUUUAUUCAAGUGUAUGGAAGUGAUCUCGCCCUUGAGUGUCUCUUCACUCUGUGAGUGGAGAUAUGUCUGAAAGUUUGAAAGACAAGAUGGUCAAGUUCCUGUCCCCUGCUUCGAAGAACACCAAUGGCUCCAACUCGGACACGCAGUUGGGUGAACGGAUUGGUCCCGAAGUCCGCCGCCGGCACCAUACCAUGGAGCGGGACUCGAAAGCUGAGCACCGAUUUGUCCGGCGCAGUGUUGUUUGUGACUCAAAUGCCACAGCUUUGGAGCUUCCUAGCAAAAUGGUUUUCCUGAAUGUACCACCUGAUUUUCCAACUGCCUCCACUGAUGAUAACAUUAGCGAGAUUAAAAUCACCGCUCAGCCUGAGAUCGUUCCGCUGACUGGUGAGCCGGUCGUUGAGCAGGUGGAGGGAGCGAAAGAUGGCAUUCAUGAGGAGAUAGUUGCAGAACAGGAGCCUGUGGUGUCAGCCAGUCAGGUUGAGGAGACGAAGAAAGAACCACAUCUGGAGCCACAGAGUAAGCCAUCGGAGCAGGAGUCGGGCAGUGGUGUCGGCACGAAACAGGAAAAUAAGGAGGAAGAUGAAGAAGCCAAGGCGAAGGCUCGUGUGGAUUCAGGGCAACAGCGUGAGCCUGAGAAGAAGGACCCAGAGGACAUAGAGGAGGUGGAGACGAAGGCUGUCGGCACGUCACCCGAUGGGCGAUUUUUAAAGUUUGACAUUGAGAUUGGACGUGGCUCAUUCAAGACUGUGUAUAAAGGACUGGAUACAGAGACGACUGUGGAGGUGGCAUGGUGUGAACUGCAGGACCGCAAGUUGUCCAAGUCAGAGCGGCAGCGCUUCAAGGAGGAAGCUGGCAUGCUGAAGGGCCUGCAGCACCCCAACAUCGUGCGCUUCUAUGAUUCCUGGGAGGCUCCCUGCAAAGGGAAGAAAUAUAUAGUGCUUGUGACGGAGCUCAUGACAUCUGGAACCCUGAAGACGUAUUUGAAGCGGUUUAAGGAAAUGAAGAUUAAAGUCCUGCGCAGCUGGUGUCGGCAAAUCCUGAAAGGGCUUCACUUCCUUCAUACCAGGUCUCCCCCCAUCAUCCACCGUGACCUCAAGUGUGACAACAUCUUCAUCACUGGGCCCACUGGAUCUGUCAAGAUUGGUGAUCUGGGCCUUGCUACUCUCAAGAGGGCUUCUUUUGCCAAGAGUGUCAUAGGUACCCCUGAGUUCAUGGCGCCUGAGAUGUAUGAGGAGAAGUAUGACGAGUCAGUGGAUGUCUAUGCCUUUGGGAUGUGUAUGCUGGAGAUGGCUACUUCUGAGUACCCGUACUCCGAGUGCCAGAAUGCGGCACAGAUCUAUCGCAGAGUGACCAGCGGAGUGAAGCCUGGCAGUUUCGAUAAGGUAGCCAUUCCUGAAGUCAAAGAAAUCAUCGAAGGAUGUAUUCGUCAAAACAAAGAUGAGCGAUAUUCCAUCAAGGACCUGUUAAACCACGCCUUUUUUCAGGAAGAGACAGGGGUUCGUGUCGAGCUUGCUGAAGAGGAUGAUGGGGAGAUGGUGGCGAUCAAACUAUGGCUGCGCAUUGAGGAUGUUAAGAAGCUCAAAGGGAAAUACAAGGAUAACGAGGCCAUUGAGUUUUCCUUUGACCUCCACAAAGAUGUCCCAGAUGAUGUGGCACAGGAGAUGGUUGACUCAGGCUAUGUGUGUGAGGGCGAUCAUAAGACCAUAGCCAAGGCCAUAAAGGACCGUGUGGCUCUCAUCAGCAGGAAGAGGGAACAGCGGAAGUUGGUGCGGGAAGAACAGGAGAAGAGGAAGCAGGAAGAGGAAAGGGGUCAGCAGCCUCCCAGUGAGCCCACUCCUGCUCACUCUUCCACCACAAACCCCCCCAUGUCAACCUUGACACCAGUUCCCAUAGAGACAGAGGAGCCAGAGGGGGAGCAGCACCACCUGCAGCAGCAGCCUGGAGUGCCUGCUUCAUCUGUAGGUGGUAUGGAUGGCCAGUACUCACUGACUGCAUCCGAGUCUCAUCCUGCACAGCCUGAGCAGCAACCUCAGACCUCUGCCACACAACAUAACCCUCAUUCCCAACUUCCUCAGCAGCAUGCUGUCCACCCACACAGCCUGCCACAGGUUCCUUCUUCACAAGGAAGCAGUACCCAGCCUCUGAUUCCUGUGUCCCAUCCUGAAUAUAGUGCUCCACAGCAGCAGAACACACUGCCAGCUUCUGUUCAGUCUAGCAACUCCCAACAGCAUAACCAGCCCCCGCUGGACGCUGCACCUCAGAGCUCAACUCAGCCGCCACCACCGCACGGCUCUCAGGUGGUCCAGGUUCCUCAGAGCGUUUCCCAGUCUCCAGAUCAGAAUCAAACACAGUCCAUGCUGAUUCCACCAUCUGCAGAGAGUGGCUUGUCAGAUGCGGCUUCAGGAUUGAGUGAUGGGAAUGAGGGCAAGCACGAAGAAAGUUCCACAAAGCGCUACCAGCGCCGCUCAGUUCGCAGCCGCUCACGUCAUGACAAGUCUGCCAAGCCCAAGCUUGUUGUACUUAAUAUUUCCAAUAUCGGUGACAGAGUGGCUGAAUGCCAACUGGAAACCCAUAACAGGAAAAUGGUGACAUUUAAGUUUGACCUGGAUGGAGACAACCCUGAAGAAAUUGCACAGAUCAUGGUCAAGAGUGACUUCAUUCUGGAGAGUGAGCGUGAGUCUUUUAUAGAGCAGGUGCAAGAGGUUAUAGAUAUGGCAGAUGAGAAAAGAGAAGCUGCUAAAGAAGGCCAUUCUCAGAUGACAGAUGAUGCAAACCAACAAAUACCGGCGAUAUCAAGUCCUAAACUGCCAGCUCUGCCACCCAGCGUGGCUGCACAGGUGGUGCACUCAGCAGGGCGGCGUUUCAUUGUCAGCCCUGUACCAGAAUCACGACUUCGAGAGUCAUUUUUUGGCACUCCUUCUGCCAGCACAUCUUUUGCAGAUGACCUGGCAGUGUCUGAUCCUGCCCCAGCUAACCAUACACAACAGGGGCAAACUAUAAUGCCUCCCAGCACCAGCCAGCCCUCAGUAUUACCUCCUCAACCUGUAUACCAAGGCCCAGUUGCACAGAACGCCUCUGCUACUAUGCCUGUCGGUUCCAAUUCCCCACCUACUUCUGUUCAGAUACCUCGAACAGGCAGGACAUCCCCUUCCCUUGCCCCAUCAGAUCAGCUUCUCACUCAGCGUCGCACCUCGCUUCCCACUCCAUCUGUUCCCUACCAGCUGCCUGAGAGCAGCAUCACUGUUCCAACCCCUGUUGGAGAACAGCUUCCUGCUCCUGCCCACGCUUCCACACCUGUGCCGGUAGUUGCCCCCAGCCAGUGUGCGGAGAGUGAGGGGGAAACACAGGGAAAGUCACCAGGCAUCGAGGAUAUCCAGGCACUGGACAAGAAGCUCCGUUCUCUAUUCCAUGACCAAGGUUCCUCCUCAGGCUCCUCAGCCCAGCCUGAUGCAUCAGAUGUGGCCCCUACCUCCUCACCUCCCAACACCAUCAGUUCUCCACCUCCUGGUCUGGCCUCCACUGCAGGCCAUGUGGCACCAGCUAGCUUGUCUCUGAACUCCAGUGGGCACUUUGCUCCUGGCAUGUUUACCUCUCAAAGCCAAGGAGGUCCAACUACUGUACAAGUGCAAACUGGUCAAGUAGAUCCUGGUGUACAAAGACUACAGACUUUAAAUGGACCCCAAGAUGGCCUGACUACUUUAGAGAACAAACAGCCAGUGACGCCACCAACUGAUGAAGGUUUUAGACUUGGCCGAUUUCAGGUUUCUGUGGCCGUUGAUCAAGUUGUGGAUGGUACCUCUUGUCAGAAUACCAUACUGUUAUCUUCAUCCACAACUUCAUCUACAUCCUCAACAGUCUCAAGCCCUGAAAACACUCUUCAUAAGCAUCAAACCCUGCCAAGCCCUGGACAUAACCUUUUAGAAUCCAUUCCUCCUCCUGCUUCUCCUCCUGCUGCUGCUGCUGCUGCUACUACUACGACAACAGUUGGGCGCUUUCAGGUGACCUCCAGUGCUGAUGUCAAAGUGGGACGUUUCUCAGUUACUCCAGCUGGAAAGGAGGAUGCAGGCUCAAAAGAAGAGGAAGAUGUUAGCAAAUCAAGCGUUCCCAUAGUCCAGUCUAACUCCCAGAACUUAAGCAGUGAUGACUCUGAGCCAGAGGAUGAAGCCUUUAAGAGAGAGAUCAGACAGCUAAGGGAGAGGCAUUCGAUGGAGAGCCAGGCCUUGCAGUCUAAACAGAAGAAGGAACUUGAGGAGCUGUUUGAACGGAUGGGCAAAGCACGUCCCUCCAUAGUGGCUUCCUCCACUGUAUCGGUGGCAGGAGGCCGGCGCAGGCUAACCAAAAGCAAGAGCAACAAAUCCUCCCGUAGUGGCAGCAUCCACAGCAGCCCUCAUCAGCAAGGAGAUAAACGUAACAAACAGGCUUCAGUCAGUCAACCAGCUACAGAGAACGUUCCAGAUCCUCCAAAUACAUUUGUUAAGGAUGUUCAGUCAGAAGGGACCAUCCUCACAAAUAAAGCAGAAAAUGGGUCGAACCAAGCUGCUAACCUUCCACGAAAAGGCACGUUUACAGAUGAUCUCCACCAGCUGGUGGAUGAUUUUGCUCGGGAUGCCAUGAGCCACGCACAGGUCAAGAAGAAUGGCAAACAAAAUUCACAAAGCUUUGAUGGAGUUCCUCGCAAGUUCUCUGCACCAGGGCAGUUGUGCACCAUGGGUGGUCCUGUAUGUGCUCCCUGCUCCAACUCUUCUGCUGGAAGGAAGGGUUCAUUGUGCUUGACAACCCAGCAGCACACCUACCCCUGUGCUCCUUAUGGCUCCACGCAGUGGGUGGGGCCAUCAGGAAAUGCAGGCGGCUUGUUACAGCCUACAGCCACAAAUGCUGUUCAGUCAGGUUUCCACGUGACAGCAGGAGCUCACAAAGCAGGAACUAAUGGUGGAGGAACGAACAUGCGGCCCACUCAGGCAAGCUGAGAUAUCAAAGGGACGUCACAACACACAUGAAUUUAGCCUAAUUGUUGACUGUGAACUGUUUUCAAUGAUCUAUAAGCAUAUUUAGUCCCAAACUAGACUUGAUCUCUGUCUGGAAAACCAGCUUUUCAGGAGGUAUGGCAGUGUAGUACAACAAAGAGAUAUACUCUGAAAAUUCUGAAGUGUGUCUCCUCUCUUUUUUUUUUUUUUUUUUUUUUAAUUGGUGGGAAAAUGUAAGUAGACUGUUUACAAGUAGCCAGGAAGCCUUUAAAGGUCUCAUUCUGUGACUUGGUUUGUGUGUCAGAGGUAUGUGCAGUACGGCAAUAAGACUUCAGGCCUUACAGGUGGAUGUAUACGGAUUGGUGUGACAGUGCUAGAAUAAGGCAAAACUAAAUCUCUGGCCUUAAUUACUAAGCAUUAGGCUCUUUAAAUGGGGGUGCAUGGAUGUCAGGCUUUUGUAAUGUAAAAAGGUUCUUAAUAUGCAGCUAAAUGGUUAACAUUUUUCCUCAGCAGCUUGCAGUUUAGCUUGAAUGUCUCCUUAUCUACACUGUAUAGAAAGUGAAAACAGCGUGAUGGGUUUGGACUGUAAAUGCUGCCAGUACACGUCUUCUGUACCUAAGCAAGACAGCAAUAAACAAGGUGAAUAAAGUUCGGAGCAAGGAAAAGAUUUGGUCUGGUGAAGCAGAGUUUUAGGUUUAAAUUAUACAGCCUUAUUACAUAGUAAUCACAAGUACUAGGGGGACCUGUUUUCUUUUGAGAUUUUGAAAUGUUUUUUUUUUUCCUCCAAAAGUUCAAAAUGUUAGAAUUUGACCUAAGGACAGAGAUGUGCAAUAUAUGAAGGUUAAAUAAGCAGGGUGAUGGAGCACUUGACAAACUUUACACCUUUUUCCAUGAUAAGUAUUUGCAUUGUGACUUUUUUUUUGUAUUUGUGACUGCAUUUGACUAUACAUCAUGUAGGCCUGUAUUCCCUUCAAAACUCCUACUGUAACUUGGUGGCUGUAUCAAGGGUGUGUGGGUUGUAGGCAUUCUACAGUGGCUAUAGCUCAGAGCUUUCUGCAGAUUCCUGGUCUGCAUGCGUAUGGGGUGCCUUCUUAAAUGAUCUUAUUUGUUGUGCCAGCCUUGACACACAGUUAUCCUCCCUAUAAUGCAUUUUUCUCAAAAUACAUUUGUCAGAGUUCACACUGGCUAUUACUAUCCUGCUCAAAUUGGUAGAAAGUUCUCUCUUUAUUGAAAAAAAAAAUAUAUAUAUAUAAUAUAAAUAAUAUAGGAAUGUUGCUGUGAAGCAAAUCAAAGUAUCCAAAAUUCACACUUUGCAGAUUACAGUAUUGCACAAUUUCUUUACGCGCUCAGUACCACUCUUUUAACAUAUUUACAAAGCCACAAAACAGUGCCAUUCCCACACAGAAGUGAUUUUCUUUCACCUCUGAAAUGAUUCGCUCGACUUCUCUAGAGAAGGAAAAACGUUACUGCAAUGCAGAAUAUGCACCGUUUUAAAAGGUUAAGCAGGCUCGGGAGGCUAAUGUUACUUUUGAUACUUGUGCAUAAAUUUUUCUAAACCUUUGCUUUAAUCUGAUUUUCAUAAACCACUUGAUCACAGCAGUUUUUAAAGUACCACUUGUGUCACAACACACGAUUUCAGCUGUACUCGCAUCGUUCUCAAAGCUGCAUGUUUUAAAACCGGAAUAUUUCACCUGUUUGCUAAAUCAGCAUUAAGCGUUUAGGUUAGAAAAAGGUAAUACUACUAAUGCAUCGAUUCUCAGUUUUGUCCGAGGUCUUUGGUGACUGUUGAUGGUUGUGUGUUUAAUUUUUUUUAAGUGUAUAUACCAGAGAUGAAUUAAAACAUUUUGGAAAUGA